Molecule: messenger RNA, 4233 nt
Organism: Heterocephalus glaber (naked mole-rat)
Lineage: Eukaryota; Metazoa; Chordata; Mammalia; Rodentia; Bathyergidae
Gene: Agfg1
Product: ArfGAP with FG repeats 1
Biological process (GO): acrosome assembly; spermatid nucleus differentiation; intermediate filament organization
Cellular component (GO): membrane; cytoplasmic vesicle; cytoplasm
Molecular function (GO): GTPase activator activity
Source: RefSeq, a predicted model, not a curated record
GGCCAGUGGGACCGCGGCCCCCGGCAAGCGCCGUCCGGCUCCCGGCCCUGCCGCUGCCCCGGCGCCGCGGCUAUGGCGGCCAGCGCCAAGCGCAAGCAGGAGGAGAAGCACCUGAAGAUGCUGCGGGACAUGACCGGCCUCCCGCACAACCGAAAGUGCUUCGACUGCGACCAGCGCGGCCCCACCUACGUGAACAUGACGAUCGGCUCCUUCGUCUGCACCUCCUGCUCCGGCAGCCUGCGAGGGUUAAAUCCUCCACACAGGGUGAAGUCUAUCUCCAUGACAACAUUCACACAACAGGAAAUUGAAUUCCUGCAAAAACAUGGAAAUGAAGUUUGUAAACAGAUUUGGCUAGGAUUAUUUGAUGAUAGAUCUUCAGCAAUUCCAGACUUCAGGGACCCACAAAAAGUGAAAGAAUUUCUACAAGAAAAAUACGAAAAGAAAAGAUGGUAUGUCCCCCCGGAACAAGCCAAGGUUGUGGCAUCAGUGCAUGCGUCAAUUUCAGGGUCUUCAGCCAGUAGCACGAGCAGCACACCUGAGGUCAAACCACUGAAAUCUCUCUUAGGAGAUUCUGCACCAGCACUGCACCUAAAUAAGGGCACACCUAGUCAGUCCCCAGUUGUAGGUCGCUCCCAAGGGCAGCAGCAGGAAAAGAAGCAGUUUGACCUUUUGAGUGAUCUUGGCUCAGACAUCUUUGCUGCUCCAGCUCCUCAGUCAACAGCCACAGCCAAUUUUGCUAACUUUGCACAUUUCAACAGUCAUGCAGCUCAGAAUUCUGCAAAUGCAGAUUUUGCAAACUUUGAUGCAUUUGGACAGUCUAGUGGUUCGAGUAAUUUUGGAGGUUUCCCCACAGCAAGUCACUCUCCUUUUCAGCCCCAAACCACAGCAUUUAGAAUACUUUCAUCUAGCUGCAGUUUUGGUGAAUUUACUUCCACUUUUCCUCUCCAGGCUACCCACAGUGGAAGUGCUGGAUCAGUAAAUGCUAAUUUUGCUCAUUUUGAUAACUUCCCCAAAUCCUCCAGUGCUGAUUUUGGAACCUUCAAUACUUCCCAGAGUCAUCAGACAGCAUCAGUUGUUAAUAAAGUUUCAACUAACAAACCUGGGUUACAGACAGCAGACAGAUAUGCAGCACUUGCGAAUUUAGACAAUAUCUUCAGUGCUGGGCAAGGUGGUGAUCAAGGAAGUGGUUUUGGGGCCACAGGGAAAGCUCCUGUUGGUUCUGUGGUUUCAGUUCCCAGUCAGUCAACUGCAUCUUCAGACAAGUACGCGGCCUUGGCCGAAUUAGACAGCGUGUUCAGCUCUGCGGCCACCUCCAGUAAUGCAUAUACUUCCACUAGUAAUGCUAGCAGCAGUGUUUUUGGAACAGUGCCAGUGGGUGCUUCAGCACAGACUCAGCCUGCUUCUUCAAGUGUGCCUGCUCCAUUUGGAGCUACGCCUUCCACAAAUCCAUUUGUUGCUGCUGGUGGUCCUUCUGUGGCACCUUCUACAAAUCCAUUUCAGGCCAAUGCCAGAGGAGCAACAGGCCUUUCUGGAGCAAUGCAUUCUCAAGUGUUUCCUCACGCUCAUUUUGCGGCAACCUUCGGCACGGCGUCCAUGAGCAUGCCUGCGGGGUUCGGCACUCCUGCUCCCUAUAGUCUUCCUACCAGCUUUAGCGGCAGCUUCCAGCAGCCUGCCUUCCCGGCCCAAGCAGCCUUCCCUCAACAGACAGCUUUUUCUCAACAGCCCAAUGGUGCAGGUUUUGCAGCAUUUGGACACACAAAGCCAGUGGUGACCCCUUUUGGUCAAGUUGCAGCUGCUGGAGUACCUAGUAAUCCUUUUAUGACUGGUCCACCAACAGGACAGUUUCCAACAGGGAGCUCAUCAACCAAUCCUUUCUUAUAGCCUUAUAUAGACACUUUACUGGAACGAACUUUUCUGUGGUCACAUUACAUCGCUCCGCCUCUUGCACUGUUGUCUUGUUUCACUGAUCUUAGCUUUAAACACAAGAGAAGUCUUUAAAAAGCCUGCAUUGUGUAUUAAACACCAGGUAAUAAGUGCAAAACAGAGGGCUCUGGUAACAACUUUUAACCUGUGAGUUGGCAGAAAAAGAUAGCGGUAUCAUGUAUAUUAAAAAUUGGCUAAUAUUAAGUUAUUGCAGAUACCACAUUCAUUAUGCUGCAGUACUGUACAUAUUUUUCUUAGAAAUUAGCUAUUUGUGCAUAUCAGUAUUUGUAACUUUAACACAUUGUUAUGUGAAAAAUGUUACUGAGGAGUUAGAUCAGCCACUUUUAAGGUGCUGUCAUACACUUGGAAUGAAUGAACUAAAAUCAUUUUAACCAUACUACUGGAAAGUUACAAAGGCAAAAUUGGAAGGUUUUAUUCAUUCUUGAAUUUUUCCUUUCUAAAGAGCUCUUCUAUUUAUACAUGCCUAAAUUCUUUGAAAAUGUAGAAGGAUACCUGUCUGCAUAAUAAAGCUGAUCAUGUUUUGCUACAGUUUGCAGGUGGAAAAAAUAAAUAUUAGAAAAUAUGCUAUUGUUUUGUGUUCUUGCUGCAAUGCCUUUACCAAAGUGGCCUUAAAUAUGAGUAGUGAAUUGAGAACAUCUUGAAUUCUUAAAGACUUCUAGUGACUAACUUUUUAUAAAAAGGCCAUGUAGAAAAUUUAUUAAAACUACUAAGACUGCUAUAUUCAGGAAUAUUGUCAGUGGUAAAAGCAUUUAAAUGUAGCUUGUCAGAUUCACCAGUAAUACUUCUAAUUUCUUUACAACUUGUUAAUUUUGUGAAAUUUGUAUAUAUGAAGAACUGCAUGUAUGUAUGUGUAUUUACAAAUUUUUUAAAAGAUCUUGAAUUGUCAGACUGCAAAAGGCCUAUUUUAACUAUUGAUUUUUAAAUUUUGUCUUUGAAUGUAUUGGAAGCGGACAUGGAUUAACUGUGACAUGAUUGCACCUGUUUUGUUUUGUUUUGUUUUGUUUUUUUUCCCCCUUUGCCGGACAAACUGAUAUUAUCUAUAGGACAUUUGUUUAUGUUUGUCUUCUGGGGAAAAAACUGGAACCCAGUGUUAGGUUAAAUUUAUGGAAUACGUUGUUUAAAGGCAGUGAUACUAAGUUUAGUUAUAUCUUUUUGUUAAUAUUGAAAUGAACUUGUUUAACUAUUUAUAUAUAUAGUAAUGCCUCCUUCAUCUAGAGAUAAUCUGGCUGUCUCAUCAAAACAGAACCCAACUAAGAAACUUGCAAUUGUUUUUUAAAAAUGCCUCUGAGCAAUCCAUAUGUCAUAAAGUCUGUAUGUUAGAGCACACACCUUUGUUAUUUAAAAUUUAAAUAAUUUUGAUUAUUUGCUUUCUUAGCCCUGUAGCAUAUUAGUAGUUGAGAAGUGAUGACUUGGAAAGGAGACUGAAAAGACAUGAAGCGCAUACACCGUCCGUGACGCUUAUUAUAGGGACAGCCAGCCCAGUUUAAAAGACAUCACUGUAUCACAUACUCUUAUGAUAAUGGUCUGUCAUUAUAGCUCUGCCACCAGGAAAGGGUGAAAUUGGUUAUUUAAAUAUGUAAUACCUGUAUGAAAAGUUUAUCUUAAAAUGAUUCAAAAGUUUUGAAAAGCAUUGGCAUUAAAAGAGAUGAAUAUCACUUUCCUCAAAUAGUUAUUCAUGUUGAAUGCCUUUUGCAUUGAUGGCUACAUGAGUUGUUGUCCUAGUGUUUUAGAAAUCUCUCUGGUAUUUUGGACUUGGUGUCCAGUGCCCAUCUAACUGGAAGUAUGGCUUAUCUGAACUGUCUGAUAAGCAAAGUGGCUGGGAAAUCUGGCCCUUUUCUCAGCAGACUGCCUCUUAGAAUGAAACAAUCGCUACACAGUUCCGUGUGUGUGUGGGUAUAGUCUUAAAGUGUUUCUACUUUAGGGAGCGGUCCCUCAACCCAUUUUUCAUGGAAAUAAAACUUAAGACAUGUCUUUGAAUUUCUGUUUUAGCUUGUAUCAAGUCCAAAUAAAUUCAUAUGUGUAAAAUUAUAUAAUUGUAGGCCAUUACCCAAAUAACCUACCAGGCUUUCCAUUUAAGAAGUAAAUUAAACAAUUGUUAUCAAAAUAAUUUUAAAGACUAUUUUUUUCCUGGGUAAAUCUUGAAGUUUGUAAUUAAAUGGGAACUUUUAUUGACUUAUUUCUAAUGAAUACUUAAAAAAAAAAAUCAAGUGUUUAAGAAGAGACCCAGCUUUAAAGUGGAUUUUCUUAUGAUCUUUAUUGCUUAAAAAAUAAAAAAUCAACUUCUAUUCA